Coccinella septempunctata (seven-spotted ladybird) is the source of this 3021-nucleotide messenger RNA. It is a transcript of the gene PEK, whose product is annotated as eukaryotic translation initiation factor 2-alpha kinase. The transcript has 13 exons. Gene Ontology annotation, biological process: protein phosphorylation. Bases 137 to 2719 code for a protein of 860 amino acids. Lineage: Eukaryota; Metazoa; Arthropoda; Insecta; Coleoptera; Coccinellidae. The record is from RefSeq and is a predicted model, not a curated record. Gene Ontology annotation, molecular function: ATP binding; protein kinase activity.
GAUUUGUUUUGUUGUGUUGACAUUCAUAUUCUAUAUUGCGUUUUAUAGUUACUCAAAAUUUGUAUUUCUAGAAAAUAAAUGAGACGUAAAUUAAUAGGCUUAGUGCAGAAAAUGACUUUAGUUAUUAUUCUAUAAAAUGUAUUCCAUAGCUGGGAUAUUUCGGUUAAAUUUGUCAAUAAUAUCGUUCAUUUAUUUGUUUGUAUGUGGAUAUUGUGAGUUGGAAGAGAUUUCGUAUUGUUCUGAACCACAGUCAAGUGCAAUAUUAGUAAGUACUCUUGAUGGACAAUUUACUAAGUUAACAGAUCAUGGUGAUGUUAAGUGGAGUAUUAAAACAGGACCUGAAACUUUGCUCAAUUCGAAUAUACAUAAUUUAGAGUUAACUAAUAAUGGCCAAUGGGUUAGAAUUAUUCCUUCCCUUAAAGGAAUGCUUUAUAAAUUUGAUGGACAUACGGUUGAUCCUAUAUCUGUAACAGCAGAAUCUCUCUUGAAAUCGUCUUUCAAAUACUCUGAUGAUCUUGUUAUGGCUGGAUCUAUUGAGGUUAAAACAUAUGGAAUUGGAUUUAGAUCUGGUCAGGUUUUUUAUGAAUGUUCACCACUAAGAUGUAAAAACAUUACGGAAAAUGCUGAUGCAGAGGACGAUAUGCUUGUAUUAAAAAGGACAACCCAAACAGUUAGGGCUAUUGAACUUCGAACUGGCAAUGAGAAAUGGAACUUCAGUGUUGGAGAUGUGAAUGUUAAUCUGCCUCGUAUAAGUUGUAUUGAUGUGAAUGCAAGAAAAAUUAAAUGGAACAUCACUGCAGUCUUACCAGACGGUUUGUUGGAAGUAGAUCAUGUCCUUAACGAUGCUCAUGUUUCUUGGCAAUAUCAAUUCUCAUCUCCAAUAGUUAAAGUGUGGAAAUGGAGUGGAACCACUCUGGAAGAAAUUGAUAUGUUUACGCAAAAAACAGAAACGUUCUUGUCGCCAAUUAAUGCUGCAAUAUAUAUAGGAAUGCACAAUAAACAAUUGUAUAUCCAUGAAUCAAGAAGGAUGCAAAACAUGUUGGAGAGGAAGAGUCACCAAGAUGUUGCAGUUGUUGAAAGCAAAAGUUUGUCGAAAAUUCCGUGGAAGCCUAUUCCUGCAUCCUCAAUGAUUGAAGAAGAUGAUUCAACCGCUCUAGCUGUAUUAUAUGGUUCAACAUAUGUCAAUGGAAACGGUUAUUUUCUAUACACAGAAACUGACUUAGAAAAGAAAAAUACAGAGUUGUGUGAAAAAAAUGAUACUGUUGAGGAAAUUGAAAUAGGAACUGUAGAAUAUAUCAUCGCCCCUAUCUGGGUAUGGUGGAAGGAAAUCGCUGUUAUUUCGUUAACUACUGCGAUUGCUUUCCACAUGGUUUUCCGAAUUGGUCUCAGCCGUCAACUGAGCAGGAAAAGCUCAUCGACUAACACAUCACUAGAAAUUCCAAGGUCCGAAGACAAAUUAACAGAAAGAAGAAUAUCUGAGAGCUCCUCCAAUUUAUCAUCCUUCUCUUCAAGAUAUUUGAACGAUUUUGACACCCUCCAGUGUCUGGGAAAAGGUGGUUUUGGUGUUGUAUUCCAAGUUAAACAGAAGAUUGACGAAUGUCAGUAUGCGUUGAAGAGAAUCAGGCUUCCAAACGAGAAAGCGAAACGGGAAAGGGUUAUGAGAGAGGUGAAGGCUUUAGCUAAACUUGAACAUCAGCACAUAGUGAGGUAUUUCAAUUCGUGGGUUGAACAUCCUCCUGCAGGUUGGCAACAGACACAUGACAACAAUUGGUUGAGCGACAGUGAAGCCACCUCUAAUAUGAUGACAUCGUCGCACCGGAGAACGCAGUCCGUAUCGAUAGCGAUAGAAAGCGACGAAGAGGAGUCCCCCAAUCGUCUGUCAGAUUCGUCGGACGAUUUCAUCGUUUUCGAGAAUUCGAACGGACUGGAUGUCACGCAAAAAUCGGAAAGCACCCUGCCCUCUUCAAUCAACACCGAAACUCCGAAGUCUCAUUCCCUGAAAAAAAUCAAUUGGAAACGACCGUCUAGAAAGAGUUAUUCCCUGGAUUUGACGAAAAAAUUCUCACUAGAUCCGCCCAUCUUCUUGUACAUACAGAUGCAAUUGUGCCAAAAGGAAAACCUGAAAGAUUGGCUCCUGAUUAAUCCGAAACGGGAUAAGAUGGUCGUGUUGGAUAUUUUCGGUCAGAUUUUGUCAGCCGUCGAGUAUGUUCAUUUGCAGGGACUGAUUCAUAGGGAUCUGAAGCCUGGAAACAUAUUUUUUUCGUUAGAAGGUCAGAUCAAAGUGGGUGAUUUUGGAUUGGUGAAAGAUAUUGAAAGUUGCCGUGAUCUAGAAUCUACUAGUCUGUUGAGCCCAGGUUCAUACGGUCAUACCAAAGAAGUUGGAACAAGGUUAUAUAUGAGUCCGGAACAAAUAUAUAACAAGAAGUAUGAUUAUAAAGUUGACAUUUAUUCCUUGGGAUUGAUAUUCUUUGAAUUACUGACCCCAUUUGGAACUGAUAUGGAACGAUUCAAGGCCUUGAGCUCACUUAGGGAUGAUGAAUAUCCUAGAAAUUUUCCAGUGACCCAUAAAGAUGAGUAUUCUCUUCUGAAAUCCAUGCUGUGUGAGGACCCAAAAAAGCGUCUCACAACUAUUGGAAUACGAGCGUUACUUUUCAGCGACGCUGAUUCUGUUAGUCAAGAUAAAAAGUUCUUCUAUGAACUUCCUAAAGUGAUAAAAUAAGUUAUUAUGCAAUACUUCAAUUUUUUUUUUUCGAUGUUUUGUGUUUGUAUUAUUUAAAUUCAGUUGCUUCCGAACUGAAUACUCUAAAAGAAACAAUUUUCUUGUUUCACUUAUUAUAAGAAUAUUUUGUUUUUUUUUUAUUAUAUAUUUCUUCCUUUGUUCCUUUAUUGACUGAUUUUUAUUCAUAGUUCAUGCAUUUUUAAUUGCAUUAAUAGCUAAUAUAUUGAAUGAAUGAAAUGGUGAUAUUAGAAACAUUCCUGUAAAGGUUAUGUUAGUUGAAAUAAAGUCUAAUAUUUGUAAAA